AUGUAUAAAGCUGGCGUUCUUGUCCCAGGGGAGGCGGGAACUGGCAUUGGUGCAGAGACAGCUCGCUACUUCGCUGAGGCAGGUGCACUUCGGAUUGCUCUUCUUGGCCGAAGGGAACACAUACUUCUGAACACUAAAGCCUCCAUUCAAAGCGAGUUCCCUAAGGUUGAGGUAUUCGUGUCCCCCACCGAUAUUACAAAGAAGGUUGAGGUCGACAACGCCUUCGCAAAGAUUGUUGGGGACGGAAAAAUCGAUGUUCUAGUUAGCAACGCCGCGAUUAUUGGGCCCCAUGAGGGUAUUAGUGACGUGGAUCCCGAAAAGUUACUCGAAGCCACUCAAGAAAAUCUCAGAGGUUCGUUGUACGUUGCUCGGGCUUUCCCUCGCUAUGCUUCAACGGAUGCAGUUCCUAUCAAUGUUUCCUCGGCCGUAGCGCACAUGGACUUUGGUCCUGGUUUUGCCUCUUAUAGCAUCGCUAAGAUGGCGAUAGUUAGGCUCUGGGAUGCGCUGGCCUUUGCGAACCCGGGGCUAAGUGUUUUUCACGUCCAGCCUGGGAUAGUGGACACCGCCAUGAAUAGGGAAGCAGGAGGUAUUAAGGCGGCGGGCUUGGAAGACAAUGGUAAGCGAACUCGUCACCUUCAGCUUGUUCUUGCAAGCCCCGAGGCGCGCUUCUUGAAGGGCAGAUUUCUGUGGACAAACUGGGAUGUGGAUGAGCUCAAGGUCCAGGCCAAAGAGAUUGAAACCAGUGGGAAAUUUAGCACUGGGCUUGUUGGAUGGUCAUUCCAGUCAGAGUAG
Exophiala aquamarina CBS 119918 is the source of this 792-nucleotide messenger RNA. RefSeq lists its product as uncharacterized. Gene Ontology annotation, cellular component: cytosol. Gene Ontology annotation, molecular function: oxidoreductase activity. The record is from RefSeq and is a predicted model, not a curated record. The coding region runs from base 1 to 792 and encodes 263 amino acids. The transcript is spliced from 3 exons. NCBI's taxonomy places the organism in Eukaryota, Fungi, Ascomycota, Eurotiomycetes, Chaetothyriales, Herpotrichiellaceae.